Molecule: messenger RNA, 603 nt
Organism: Fibroporia radiculosa
Lineage: Eukaryota; Fungi; Basidiomycota; Agaricomycetes; Polyporales; Fibroporiaceae
Exons: 5
Coding region: 1-603 (200 amino acids)
Biological process (GO): protein arginylation
Cellular component (GO): cytoplasm
Molecular function (GO): arginyl-tRNA--protein transferase activity
Source: RefSeq, a predicted model, not a curated record
AUGCUUAUAAGCUGGAAUCGAUUCAUUCUGUAUGGAGACGACGUCGAUGACAAAGACGUUCGGAAGGUACUCAAAUCUUCAAAGACGGCUUCAUUCUCGUUAGUGGAGGAAAUUCAUGCAUCAGAGCAUGAAUUUCUCCCCAGUGGUUUCGCCGCACAACACAAAUUCCAGGUGUCGUUGGAGCCAUCUUCUUUUACCGAUGAGAAGUUUGCGCUAUACGAAAGUUAUCAGCGACAAAUACACCUUGACGAAGAUAACACACGUCACGGCUUCAAGAGGUUUCUGGUUGAGACGCCUCUGCAUCGUGAAGCCAUCAAGUAUGCGAGGAUCCGCCCUGUUCAUCUGCCUCUCGAAUAUGGUUCAUACCACCAGAUGUAUCGGCUCGAUGGAGAGCUGAUCGCAAUGGGAGUCAUUGAUAUACUACCUGAAUGUGUCUCCAGUGUUUAUUUCAUGUACGAGAAGAAAUGGGAGAGGUUUUCGUUGGGCAAGCUGAGUGCUUUCAGGGAAUCCGCACUCGCGAACGAAAUGCACAAAGCCGGAGUUGUCAAUGUUAAAUCCUUAUAUAUGGGUAUGGUUGUGACAGUCAUUUCAUUCAAAUUUUAA